Leguminivora glycinivorella is the source of this 4274-nucleotide messenger RNA. RefSeq lists its product as uncharacterized. Gene Ontology annotation, biological process: DNA integration. Bases 223 to 3975 code for a protein of 1250 amino acids. The record is from RefSeq and is a predicted model, not a curated record. The transcript is spliced from 2 exons. Lineage: Eukaryota; Metazoa; Arthropoda; Insecta; Lepidoptera; Tortricidae. Gene Ontology annotation, molecular function: nucleic acid binding.
AUUAAAAGUAAUCUUGUUAGAAUUUGUUUGAAGACUAAAGAAGAUAAAUUAAAAUUAUUAUAUGCAAAUGUAGUACCAGUCAUCACUCAAGGGGUAUCAUGUCCCAAGGAAGAACUACUUAGAUAUGUGAACGAUUAUGAUAAAAAUCUCAUUUUAGCAGACGACAAUUCGUUAUCAGACCGUAUAGACAUACUUAUAGGAAACGAUUAUUAUUAUUCUUUUAUGAAUACUAAGAAAAUUGAACUUCAAGAAAAUUUAUAUCUAGUCGAUUCAGAGUUCGGCUGGAUCUUAACAGGGAAACCUGAUCAUGCAACUGAAAAUGACCUGACGGUUUUGACCUACUUUCAGACUUCCUGUGAGAAUAAAUUAACAAAUCCUGACCCUCCUCUAGAUGUAGGAAAUGUAAAGGUUUUAUGGGAACUCGAAUCCAUUGGUAUCACAGAUGCUCCAAAUACCGACAGAGAUGAAGAAGCUAUUAAGAAAUUCAACGAAACCACCACCAUUAUGGACAACCGUUACGUAGUCAGUUGGCCAUGGAACGAAUACCCUCCAAAGUUACCUACAAAUUUCGGUUUAGCCUAUGGUCGCCUAGUGAGUCUAGUGAAAAGGCUAGAAAAAGACGCACUACUCCUUUAUGAACGAACCUUACAAGACCAAUUGGACAAAGAGAUUAUAGAGGUCGUUCCAAAUGACAGACAGGUAGACCAUCCAGUGCAUUUCUUGGCUCACCAUGGGAUUUCAUCUAGUGAAAAGGCUAUGAGAAUUGUAUAUGACGCGUCUGCGAAGGGAAAAGAAAGUAAAAGCCUGAAUGAGUGUUUAUAUCGAGGUCCUAUAAUGCUAGAAGAUCUCACUGGACUCUUGAUCAAGUUCAGAUGUCACCAAAUAGCUUUAACAGCUGAUGUAGAAAAGGCUUUCUUACAAAUUGGACUAAAUGAAAACGACAGGGACGUGACUAGAUUUUUAUGGUUGAAGGACAUCAACAAACCGGUUUCUAUGGAUAAUUUAAUUGCAUAUAGGUUCACACGGGUACCAUUUGGUAUCAUUUCUUCGCCUUAUUUGCUCAACGCUACAAUAAAACACCAUCUAUCCAGAUCUACAUCCGAACAGAUCAAGAAUCUAGCCAACGACAUAUAUGUAGAUAACUUGUUAACGGGAGUAAAUAACAUCAAAGAAGCCACUCAACUAUAUAAUGAUUGUAAAAUGACAUUUAAGCAAAUCUCCAUGAAUAUACGGGAAUGGAAUUCAAACUGUAAAGAAUUAGGAAAGGCCAUACCAGAAAUAAACAACAAAGGAACAGUAAAAACAUUGGGAUUGGACUGGAACUUGUGUGAAGAUACACUUAAAUUAAGAACAAAACCAGCAAACAAUACCUUCACCAAAAGAGGAAUACUGAAAGCCAUAGCUUCUAUUUAUGAUCCGUGUGGGUUGGCAGCGCCUGUCGUCUUACCAGCUAAAUUGCUCUUACAAUCCUUAUGGAUAAAAAAUGUUAAAUGGGACUCUCCCUUAUCAAAAGAAAUUAUUACCGACUGGACAAAUAUAUUAAAGGAUUUAGAAGCAAUAAAAGAAAUAUGUGUACCUAGAAACAUAUCUAAUGAAGAAACGUGUCAAAUACAUUGUUUCACGGAUGCAUCAGUCAAAGCCUAUUCUGCGGUGGUGUAUAUACUGCAAAAGAAUAACCUGAAAUUUAUCAUAGGAAAAACAAGAUUGACUCCCAUAAAAGAUCAAGACAACUUAAAAAUAGCCCGUUUAGAAUUGUUAGGUGCCAUAAUAGGAAACAGACUGAUACAAUAUGUAAUAAAAUACCUCCCAAUUAAAGUGACUAAACAAACAUUAUGGUGCGAUAGUCAGAUAGUUAUCCACUGGUGGCAGUCAAAUAAAUUACUAGCACCAUUUGUUGCGAGGAGAAUAGAAGAAAUAAAAAAGAAUAAAGACUUGGACUUGCGAUAUAUACCCUCGGAAUUAAAUCCGGCUGAUGUGGCAACAAGACCAUUAAAAGAUAAGGAAGAGUUACAGUUUUGGCUAAACGGUCCGGAGUUCCUACUACAAAGUCCAACCAAAUGGCCAAGUAAACAGAUAACUGACAAUUCUUUUUUAGCGCGGGAGGGUCUCUCGAGUAACGCAGAGAGAGGCCCAGAUGAUAUAAUUGAUGAACAGGAGCAAGAUAUUAUAAGUAAAAAUAAUAUACAUAAAGAGAUUUCAGAUAACGACCAGUCACAAAUAAAGUCUUCAGGAGCAGAUAAUAGAAUAGAAUCAGAAAUUCAAGAAAUAAUAAGACUUCAAAAACAACAUUUUCCAGAAGAGUACAAUGGGAAGAAAACUCACUUAGGUCAUAACUUAAGAUUAUUUACCGAUGUGGACGGGGUGAUCAGAUCUGAAGGAAGAUUGACCCAUACAGACUUAUCAUAUGAAACAAAACACCCAAUCCUCUUACCUAAGAAUUGUGAAUUUACUAAUAGAAUAAUAAAACAGACACAUGAAGAAAAUUACCAUGUGGGAGUUCCACACACAUUAAGCAAAAUAAGACAAAAAUUUUGGAUUCCGCAAGGUAGAGCUCAAGUUCAAAAAAUUAUUAAUAAAUGUCCACAAUGUGUUAAAUACGGAGGUGGACCAUACACCUUACCAAAGACUCCUGCGUUACCUCCAGAGAGAAUAAAUUAUGAAACACCCUUUACCUAUGUUGGAGUGGACUAUUUUGGACCAAUGUUUGUAAAAAUGGGAAAUAAUAAAGAAAAGAGAUGGAUCUGUUUACUCACCUGUUUAGUGGUUCGAGCGAUACACCUAGAGGUAGUGAAAGAUAUGUCCACUGAAGAAUGCGCUCUUGCUUUUCGAAGAUUUAUAGCAGAUAGAGGUACGCCUUCGUUAAUCAUAUCAGAUAAUGCUCUUCAGUUCAAAUUACUUUCAGAAGUGAUAAAGGAAGGAAACUUACCCAUACAAUGGAAAUUUAUACCUCAGCUUGCACCCUGGCACGGAGGCGUUUACGAAAGACUGGUGGCUGUGGUAAAGCAUUGUCUUAAACGAACUCUCGAGAAACACCUACUAGGAGAUAAUCAAUUGAUAACGGUAAUAAGAGAAGUCACAGCUAUUGUUAACACCAGGCCUUUGACGUAUGUGGGAAAUGAUUUAGAACAUGUCUUAAAGCCUGCAGAUUUUUUGACUCCCGGAAAAUGUAUCAAUAUUGACAAUAUUACUGAUAACAUUUCAUCAUCUAGUACUUCCACCAAACAGAUAUUAAUAGAGGGUUGGAAAAGAGGAGAGAUGAUAUUAAAGGAAUAUAAAGACAUGUUCGUCAAUCAAUACUUAUUGAGCUUGAGAGAGCGAUAUAAGCAAUCUCCUAAACAAGCGAGAGUUCAAGCUAAAGAUGCGCCACGGGUUGGGGACAUAGUUCAAAUAAAGGGAGAUCAAAAGAAUAGAGGUACUUGGAAAGUAGGUCGAAUAUCAGAAUUAAUAAAAGGAAUAGAUGGGCAGUGUAGAGUGGCUAAGGUAAAAGUAGGCAACACUAUCUUUAUAAGAUCUCUCGCACAUUUGUAUCCUUUAGAGGCAGAAGAUGCCACAGUGUCCGUAGAUCCAGCAAAGGAUAUAUCAAAUGAUCAAAGUUCUAGGGACGAAGAGGAAAUGGAUCUCGAUAUAGAUGUAAAUAUACCUGUUCAUAUAGAUAAUGUGAAACCAAGAGAAAAUAGGUCGACUGAAGAAAUAGUGCAAAAUAACAUAUUAAGUGGUCAGACAUCGGAUAGCGUGGAUAUGGGUUUAGAAGUAGACGGUUCUGAUAAAGUAGAAAUUAUGGAUACCUCAGAAGAUAUGUCAGAGUUAUUAUCAACACAAGGAGAUAUCAAUGAGGAAGUACAGAACACAGAAGAUAGCAUGGUGUCGGGGAUGCCUAGUAACGAGAGACAAAAGAGAGCAGCAGCGGUCCAAGCAAUGGAGAAGAUCAAACAAUGGUCUCGCCACCUGUUGCUCACACUAACUUCUCUUCAGUGAACUUCCUUCGCCGGGUGUGUCGCGACGUUUCGCGAGUUACCUGGCAACACUACCAAUUGAACGAAACAACCUCCAUUCAAACUGGACUUGACAUAUCAACCACGCUGACCUGGCGUACCAUCAGCGGAGACAACGGUUAGAGGAGGGCUCUGACAGCUCUCCACAUAUGCCGUGUAGCUACUGCCAACCACAGGUAUGAAUCAAUCGUUUACUUGACUGACGUUCAUACUGAGAGAUUCAUAAUAAUAGUAUUAUAGUAGAUAUAACCUUUGGAGAUGAAUUCAGGCAAUGUUUAAUUU